AUGAUUCACACCAGCGAUCUCCUCUUGACUUUGCAUACCUUGGGCAUCCUAGUGACCAAUGCUGAAAUGCGUCGGACGCUUAAGCAGGUCAAGGUGACCGCAUCUGGGACUCUGGAUUUCUCCGAAUUCUUGGAAGUUGUGAAUAACACCUCGCCUUUCACAGACACGGAGGAUUUCCAGAGUAUUCUUUGGAUUUUCAAGAAAAUAAAUAGAGGUAUGGUGGCUGUUGAUGACUUGGAAACAGUACUGAUAGGCCUGGGAGUCAACUUGAACAACGAGGAGAUACAACAGGCACUGGGAUGCACUCAAGUUAGGAAUGGAAAGGUGGACAUUCUGAGCUUCCUUCAGACUGCGUGGGGACUGCAAAGAGGCUUGGGGGAAGAAGGUUUCCAAAAUGAAUGCGAUGCCAUAGACGCGAACCCUUUCCAUGAUGUGACCGAGCUCGUCAAUGCGGAUACUAGAUGGAGAAAGAAAUACUCUGAUGAGGAUUUCAUCGCAGAUGCCAGAUGGAGAAAGAAAUGCAGCAGUGAGGAUUUCAUCGCAGAUGCUAGAUGGAGAAGGAAAUGCAGCAAUCAGGAUUUCAUCGCAGAUGCUAGGUGGAUAAAGAAAUGCAGCAAUGAGGAUUUCAUCGCAGAUGCUGACUGGAGAAAGCAAUACUGCAAUGAGGAGUUCAUCUCUGGCAACAGCCUAGUUCCGGUGAUGACAUUGUCGUGUUCAAAUAAAGACCUUGUUUUUGCCCAGCCAAAGAGAAGGUUGUCCUGGAAGUCUGACCAGAAAAGCCCCAGCACUGUCAUCUCCACAAAUAAUGCAAAAGAGGGAGACAUCAAGCAAACAAAAUCUCAGUUGGAUGCUACUGACCUGAGAACUACCAGAUCUACGUCAUUGCAUAAGGUAGAGGGGGGAGAUAAAGACCAUGGUGCCAUGGAGGUGACAGGCGCUACUGGCCAGACAAACACCAUCCAAGAAGAAGAAGAACAAUAACAAUAACAACAACAAAAAGAAGUAAAGCCAUGACAUCAUUGAGGAGACAAUGUCCUCGUCAGACUUUAAUCCCUCAAGUAAGGGUGCUUUGCAUCCUCAAGGCCCCUUUCUAUCCAAGUGAGUUUAACUGAUAAAAGAACUUUGGUUUCCUGUUUGGCAGAAAUUCUAUUUGGAAAAACUCCCCAAACCAGAUUACAGUUACUCCUCCUGAUCAAGUACAGGGGAAUCUUUUGAGUGUUUCUCAUUGCUUCCCUGCGCCAUGCCGUGUUAUGAGCUGCUGAACCUAUUUCCAGAAUGGAAGCCGGGAUUACAUGGGGUGGGGACUCGAUGAAUGGCUCAUUGGCAGAUUUGAAUAAAGUCUAGUAGACCUGUUUCUCCAAACCAUUCUCUUCUGCUGCUUCUAUUUAUUGCCGCUGCUGUCGUCUUUUUGCAAAGUGCAUUUGAAACCAACACAAAUCAACAACAAGACGAAGUGCCAAGGAUUUUGAAGCCUCUAG
Messenger RNA from Zootoca vivipara (common lizard), 1478 nucleotides. RefSeq lists its product as uncharacterized. The record is from RefSeq and is a predicted model, not a curated record. NCBI's taxonomy places the organism in Eukaryota, Metazoa, Chordata, Lepidosauria, Squamata, Lacertidae.